AUGGAGAAGGAUUGGAGUUUAAUUUUUUCUUUUGUGUUAUUUUUCUCAGCUGUGAUCAUUUCGAUUCCCCCGGCGAGCUCCCUCUCCUUCAAUCUGAGCAGUUUCGGCCAGGGUGAGAAUUUGGUGCUCAAUCAGAGCGAUGCGACGUUGAACGGCUCCGAGAUCAAUCUGACGCAGUACCCCAUGCAGUACGCCACCGGCAGAGUGGAGUACGGCGAUCCCCUGUUCCUGUGGGACUCCGGCACCGGCAACCUCACCGAUUUCACCACCCGCUUCUCCUUCGUCAUCGACUCCUUCAACGGCUCCGAGUACGCCGACGGCAUCGCCUUCUUCCUCUCGCCGUUCAACUCCAGCAAGCCGCCGUAUUCACGUGGCGGCUUCCUCGGUCUUUUCAGCAAUAGCUCGCUCACUAACUACACGGCCGUCGAGGUGGCCGUCGAGUUCGACACUUUCUCCAACGACUGGGAUCCCAAGGGCGUCCAUAUCGGGAUCGAUGUCGACUCGAUCGUGUCGAAUGUGACGGCGCCGUGGAACGCUGACGCCGGCAUCAGGGCCGGCAGAGAGGCAACAGCGUGGGUGAGCUACAAUUCCACUACACACAACUUGAGCGUGCUGGUGGGCUAUGCAUCGGAUCCGACCUCCACCGCAGGCAUAUUCCUCAUCGUGGACCUGCGAGAUGUCCUGCCGGAGAUGGUCGGAAUCGGGUUCUCAGCGACGACAGGUAACUUGACGGCGACGCACACUAUCUUGUCCUGGUCUUUCAACUCAACCUUGCAGCUUCCCCAAGAUGAAAGAGGAAGCAAGAAAGAAGAGGUAGUCGGAAUUACUGUCGGCACGGCUGCCGGAGUGGUUGCCAUGGCGGUGAUGAUUGCGUGUGGCUUAAUUUGGUGGUGGAGGAAGCCACGUAUCGAUGACGCUCUCAGUGUUUGGUUUGCCAGAGAGGUUUCAGGACCGAGGGAGUUCAACUACGAAGUUUUGGCUUCUGCGGCGAGUAACUUCUCGCCGGAGGUCAAGCUAGGCGGCGGCGGGUUCGGGUCAGUAUACCGAGGCCAACUGAAUGACCGUCACGUGGCCAUCAAGAAGGUCGCCCGGGAGGGCGAACAGGGGAUAACAGAGUAUAUCUCGGAGGUGACCAUCAUCAGCCGCUUGCACCACCGCAACCUGGUGGAGCUCGUCGGGUGGUGCCACCGCCGCGAGCGUGAGGAGUACCUCCUUGUCUACGAGUUCAUGCCACAGGGGAGCCUCGACAAGAGCCUGUACAGCUCCAGCGAGUGCAUGCCAUGGCCCCGGAGGCGCGAAGUCGCGUUGGGCUUGGCGGCGGCGCUCCGCUACUUGCACCACGAGUGCAAGCCCAGCGUGGUGCACCGCGACGUGAAACCCAGCAACGUGAUGCUCGACUCUGAGUACAACGCCAAGCUCGGCGAUUUCGGGCUGGCGAGACUGCUCGACGGUGACUGCGACGGAGACCAACGGCAGGCGUCGACAUUGGCCGGGACGAGGCCGUACAUGGCCCCGGAGUAUUGCCACGACGGGAAGUUUAGCACCAAAACGGACGUGUAUAGCUUCGGGAUCGUGGCGUUGGACAUCGCCUGCGGGAGGAAGCCGCGGGAGGUGGAGAUGCAGCUGGUGGAGUGGGUUUGGGAGCUCUACGGAAGGGGAGAAAUCCUGGAUGCGGCUGACCGGAGGCUAACGGGCGAGUUCGACGGCUGCGAGAUGGAGCGGUUGAUGGUCGUGGGAUUAUGGUGCGCGCACCCGGACUGCAACCAGCGGCCGACAAUCCAAGAGGCGAUCCGGGUUCUCAGGUCGGAGAAGCGGUUGCCGGAGCUUCCUCCGACGAGGCCAAGGCAAGUGUUUCGGCAUCCGUCGGAGGAGGUGUUCUCAUCGGCUGUAUCAAAUCUGGUAACAACGAAUUGAUAGUCCAGGAUUAAA
This is a messenger RNA of Zingiber officinale, 1929 nucleotides long. RefSeq names its product L-type lectin-domain containing receptor kinase IX.1-like. Gene Ontology annotation, cellular component: plasma membrane. Gene Ontology annotation, molecular function: carbohydrate binding; ATP binding; protein kinase activity. Gene Ontology annotation, biological process: protein phosphorylation. The record is from RefSeq and is a predicted model, not a curated record. NCBI's taxonomy places the organism in Eukaryota, Viridiplantae, Streptophyta, Magnoliopsida, Zingiberales, Zingiberaceae. The transcript has a single exon. Bases 1 to 1914 code for a protein of 637 amino acids.